AUGGCCCAGGGCGAGAAGCAGCGUGCGGGUUACAGCCAGUUCGCCUGCAUCGGCAGCGGCUUCUCUGCCAUUGGUCUCGGGGCGACGCUGAAGCGAUGGUAUGGCAUCACAGACGUUCGCUUUUUUGAGCGCCACGAUCAACUCGGCGGGACAUGGUUUGCAAACCAAUACCCAGGCUGCGCGUGCGACGUCCCUAGCAUUCUCUACAGCUUCUCCUUUGCGCCAAACCCCAAAUGGACGCGAAUUCUCGCCUCAGCCCAGGAGCUGUGGGAGUACCUGUACAAGGUUGCCAACGACUAUGACCUGCCUUCCAAGAUGAGGUUUGGGGUCGAAGUCGUCCGCUGUGAAUGGAUCGAAAGCACCAAGCGCUGGCGACUGGAGAUACGGGACCUCGAGGACGGAGCCAUCUUCUUUCACGAAUGCCAGUUCCUCUUCAGCGGCACCGGCAUCUUGGUCACGCCGCGCGAACCUGAUAUGCCCGGCAUCGAGACGUUCAAGGGUCCCGUUUUCCACGCCGCGCGAUGGCGCAAGGAUGUCUCCUUAAAGGACAAGAAUGUGGCUCUCAUCGGCAACGGCUGCACCGCGUCCCAGAUUGUACCAAAAGUCGUCGGUGAAACGCGCCACUUGACGCAGUACAUCCGAUCCAAGCACUGGAUCAUCCCUCCCAUCGACGUGCCGCACACCAAGACCAUCAGCUGGCUGUUCCAGUAUGUGCCCGGUCUGAUGGCGUUUGUUCGCUUCUGCGUCUUUCUCUACGCGGAAAACGACAUGCGCGGCUUCUACAUGACCAGGGCGGGCGAGCGGUACCGCAAGAGCCGCGAGCGCAAUGCCACACGGUACAUCCGCAAGACCGCCCCGGAGCGCUACCAUGACCUGCUGAUACCCGACUUUGAGAUUGGCUGCAAGAGGAGGAUCUUUGACCCGGGCUAUUGCGAGGCGCUGCACGCGACCAACCUGGACGUGCUCGACGAUCCCAUUGAGGAGGUGCUGCCAGACGCGAUCCGCACCAAGGGCGGCAAGGUCACCAAGGCUGACGUUAUUGUUCUUGCCAACGGCUAUUCGACAAACCAGUUCAUGAGCGGCAUCGAGGUUGUGGGCAGGAACGGCGUGACGAUAGACAAGCACUGGGAGAAGUUUGACGGCCCCGAGGCGUACAACUGCAUUGCUCUAAACGAGUUUCCGAAUUUCUUCAUGAUCUUGGGCCCAAACACCGCCACUGGACACACGUCCACCAUUAUGGCCGCCGAAAACGGCAUCAACUACGCCCUCCGCGUCAUCAAGCCCGUGCUCGACGGCUACGCCGACACCGUCGAAGUCAAGUCCGAAGCUGAGGAGCGCUACUCUCGCCAGCUGCAGGAAGACCUUCACAAGACGGUAUGGUGGGGAGGUUGCGUGAGCUGGUAUAACGUGGCCGGCCGCAGCGGGAAGAAAUGGAACUCGAUGACCUACCCGCACUCGCAGGCGCACUACUGGUACAAGUGCCUGUUUCCCACGUACGAGGACUGGAGCUACACGAUGACUCCAGGCGCUGUGCGGCGAAAGUUCCUGCGACGAGCACUCAAGAUUGUCCUUUGGUUGGGUGUUCUUGUCUCCGCGCUGGGCGUGGGUGCGUCUCUUCGCAAGAACAGCCAUGGUCUGAACCAAUAUCUGCCCCAUUUACUACAGGCGUAUCAGGCAGUGCGGACGCGGCUCCCUUUCUGA
Molecule: messenger RNA, 1701 nt
Organism: Purpureocillium lilacinum
Lineage: Eukaryota; Fungi; Ascomycota; Sordariomycetes; Hypocreales; Ophiocordycipitaceae
Source: RefSeq, a predicted model, not a curated record